Erigeron canadensis is the source of this 953-nucleotide messenger RNA. Its product is annotated as B3 domain-containing protein REM5-like. Lineage: Eukaryota; Viridiplantae; Streptophyta; Magnoliopsida; Asterales; Asteraceae. The transcript is spliced from 3 exons. Bases 29 to 862 code for a protein of 277 amino acids. The record is from RefSeq and is a predicted model, not a curated record. Gene Ontology annotation, molecular function: DNA binding.
AGCUGGGAAGCUAUUUACCUAAUUGAAAAUGAAUUUAAAGAAAGCAUCCUUUUUCAAGAUUAUUAUGAGGGAUUCUGAUGACUUCAUUUCAUUGUCGCCUGUUUUUACAAAGAAGUACAUGGAAGAAAGCAACGAGACACAAACCAUUGUCCUCAAAACAAACUCAUCUACUGCGGAAUGGAAAGUUAAAUACUUGAAGAUCGAUGGCAAAUAUUACUUCAUGGAUGGAUGGCUUAAGUUCAUGAAAGAUAAUGGUGUUCAAAUGGGCGACUUUCUUGUCUUUUGGCUCGUGUCCCGUUCACCAACGGUCUUUGAAGUCUUUCCUUAUGCACCCAAUACAUGUCUCAAAAAUCAAUCUAGUUGUUCGGGUAAUAUCAAUCCAGGAACACCAAAAGUUGGCCACGGUUUAGGUGGUCCAAGUGCAAGCGCAGACGCAGACUCAGACGCAUGUGAUGACGAUGAUGAUGAUGAUAAGGAAACCUCCAUGGAAGAAGUUCCUGCUUAUGAUGUUUCGGUGAAUAAAAAUAUCAACAAGUCAAUGUCAAAGAUUGUCAUGAAAACAUAUACUAAUUGCAUUCCGUUGACAAAGGAAUUCGAGAACGCAACAGGAAUCGGCUGUUACGACACCUUGUUACUGAAGAACAAAGAGGGAAGCAAGUGGAAAGUUGAUAUAAGAAGGUACAUUAAUAACAAUCAAAAAACGUUGCGCAUUUCGAAAGGAUGGGCAAAGUUCGUGAAAGACAAUAAGGUAGAAGUUGGAGAUAAAUGUGAGUUUAAGCAUUUGAAAGGCAAGCUGGUUCGUGUUCAUGUGUUUAAGAAGAAUGAAAGGUCUUUCGGCAAUAAGUCAAACAACGGUGAUUGAUUAUUUAAUUGUUUAAAUUACAUAUGUUUGACUGUUCUUCCAUCUUCUUUCAUUAAUUAGGAAUUUUCUUUUAGGAUUUUGGUUGGUUUUG